Molecule: messenger RNA, 1351 nt
Organism: Puccinia graminis f. sp. tritici CRL 75-36-700-3
Lineage: Eukaryota; Fungi; Basidiomycota; Pucciniomycetes; Pucciniales; Pucciniaceae
Product: Clp protease
Exons: 7
Coding region: 190-963 (257 amino acids)
Biological process (GO): protein quality control for misfolded or incompletely synthesized proteins
Cellular component (GO): endopeptidase Clp complex
Molecular function (GO): serine-type endopeptidase activity; ATP-dependent peptidase activity; ATPase binding
Source: RefSeq, a predicted model, not a curated record
GGGUUCCAUAUAUGUACAGCCAACAGGGACCCCGGGUCAUUGUGGCCCCACCACCGUCAUCACCGGCCUGUCGGCGGGUGCUCCAAGUACCUUGGCCAAAGUCUUGACUUACAAUCGUGAAGGAUUUGCUGAUUUGCAUCAUCCUUCGAGUUCGUACGUUCUUCGAGUGUAGAUUAAGCCCUGUUCACGAUGGGAUCGGUUCGGAAGAGCAACCUGCUGAAUGGAGUCUUGAAAAGCGCAAUAGCAUCUCCUGGCAACCACUUCAAUGCUACUCGACGGCCCUCAAGUUUACUAUCUCAACCCAGAAGAAUGCUGUCUGAUUUCCACCGGCUCAAAGGCUCCGGUUUAGUGCCCAUGGUGAUCGAGCGUGAAGGACGCGGGGGCGAACGCGCUUUUGAUAUCUUUUCUCGGCUUCUCAGGGAGCGGGUGAUCUUUGUUGGUGGAGAGAUCAAUGACGCGGAUGCAAACUUGAUCGUGGCUCAAUUACUCUACCUAGAGGCGGAAAGUCCAGAUCCCAUCGAGUUGUAUAUAAAUUCACCUGGUGGAAGCGUUACGGCUGGAUUGGCAAUUUAUGAUACUAUGCAAUAUGUCCGAUCACCAGUGCAUACAAUCUGCAUAGGGCAGGCUUGCUCGAUGGGGUCAAUCUUGUUAGGAGCUGGUGCCAAGGGAUUUCGCAAAGCGCUACCGAACUCGACGAUUAUGAUUCAUCAGCCAUCCGGUGGUUCAAGUGGUCAAGCAUCAGAUAUGGCCAUUCGGGCCAACGAGAUCUUACGUCUGAAGAAACGCUUGAUCGAGAUCUACGCAAAGCAUUGUGGCAAAGAAGACGAAAGUCAAACGGACCGAUGCAAUCGAUUUGAACAAGCCUUGGAGCGAGAUAAGUUCAUGGACGGUGAGAGUGCCCAAGCCUUCGGGAUUAUUGAUCAGGUCGUCGCCUCUCGUUCUUCCAAGCCCAACGAUAAUUAGUCCUACCGGCACGGUACAAACUCAACUGCAGAGUCCACCAAGCCGGUCCUCAAUAAUUUAGUGAAACUUAUCUGAAGGCAAUAAAUCAAUGAUAGGUGUCAAAAUUGUGGCUUGAAAUACGAAAUGAGGAGAACUGGAAAGGCUUUGACGCGUAUUGGGUAGCAUAUUACUCUUAAAUUUGAUUGCAUUGACUCUUCUUCAUGUAUGGAUGAGUGUCGUUUGCAUCGUCUGUGAUUCUCCUGAUACGGUCCCAUUUUCAAGAAGGUUAAUCUUAGGAAUACAUAUCUCUCCAAAGCUCUUCAGUCCAUCAGAUCAAUUUUGUGCGGCAUACCUGGUCUUCUGAUUUGUUUGCUCCCUUCUGAUGACCAUGCCUGGAAUUGACAGACCA